CCCUACUUCUCUCUGUAUAUAUAGAUAGAUAAACACCUAUACAAGUACAUAUCAGACGUUAAUCCACCACUGUUCUAUUAUCAAUUCUUCUUUCCAAACAAUUAAUGGAUAACCUAAGUUUCUUUGUUGGAGUUGUAGGCAACUUCAUUUCUGUUUUGGUCUUUCUGUCACCCAUAGACACUUUCUAUCGAAUAGUGAGGAAUAAAGCGACUGAAGAAUUCGAAAGUCUUCCUUACAUUUGCACUUUGUUGAAUGCCUUGCUAUGGACUUAUUAUGGAGUUACAAAACCCGGUGCUUAUCUCGUCGCCACCGUGAAUGGUUUCGGAGUUGUCGUUGAAACCAUCUAUAUCAUACUGUUUCUCACAUACGCAUCACGGAGAGUGAAGUGCAAAACGGCACAAUUGGUGGUGGGUUUGGAUAUAAUUGUGUUCGCAGCUGCGGUGUUGAUCACCCAUUUCGCACUGGACGGCGAUGUGAGGAUCAAUGCAAUAGGAUUCUUGGGUGCAGGAUUAAAUAUCGUUAUGUAUGGUUCACCUUUAGCAGCAAUGAGAACUGUGGUGACGACUAAAAGCGUGGAGUAUAUGCCCUUCUUACUCUCGUUCUUCCUCUUCUUGAAUGGUGGAGUUUGGUGCUUCUAUGCGAUUCUUGUAAAAGAUCCUUUUCUUGGGGUACCAAAUGGGAUCGGAUUCUUCCUCGGAAUAGUUCAGUUGGCUCUUUAUGCACGUUACAGAAAUUCUACCAAGUCAUCAUCAUCCGUCGAGCCCCUACUUAUUUCGCCGCCAUUGCCAGCUACCUUUUGAUGAUCAUCCAAUACAGCACAGGCUUAGGCCAACUACAUCAAGUACGCAAACCAUACAGUUAGGAUAUACACACACACGCAUGCACACGAAACAACAGCAACUCAUUGACAUAUAGAGUUGCAUAUAUGUCAAAUUUAACGCCAUUAAUUCAUCCCUUCUUCUCCCUUUAACAAUAGCUAAUCAUUCCCUGCCUUGAUUUUUUUUUUUGAUAUUUUUUCUGCCAGUGUGUAGUUUUGUAUUGAAUGUGCACAAUGAUUGUAAUUUGAUCUGUUAUCAUUAUUUAUCUAGCAUUUUUGAGAUUUUCCCCA
Messenger RNA from Papaver somniferum (opium poppy), 1108 nucleotides. Its product is annotated as bidirectional sugar transporter SWEET17-like. Gene Ontology annotation, molecular function: sugar transmembrane transporter activity. Gene Ontology annotation, biological process: carbohydrate transport. The record is from RefSeq and is a predicted model, not a curated record. Gene Ontology annotation, cellular component: membrane. NCBI's taxonomy places the organism in Eukaryota, Viridiplantae, Streptophyta, Magnoliopsida, Ranunculales, Papaveraceae. Bases 105 to 800 code for a protein of 231 amino acids. The transcript has 6 exons.